CUUGGUUGACCAACUUAAACUUUAAACUCUAAUCUAAAACACGAAUCGGCAAUCGGAACAAUCGGCUCUGCUCUCAUCGAUAGUUUGAUACGGGCUUUAGGAAUAAAAGGACAAAGCCUAAACUAGAGAAUUGUGGCAUACUUGCGAUGGGAGGAGUUCUGUUCUUCAUCUUUUAAAAUGAAUCUAAAAAGAAUCGCCGUCUUUAUUUGCGUGGAAGAUAUGAAUUUUUUUAAGAACCGAGAAAAAGAUUUGACUAUCGAUCGUGAUACGGGCGAGCGACAGCGCGCGCAACCUGGACACUCGCAACCCUUGCACUCGCAACCCUUGCACUUGUCAGUGUGAUGCAUAGGGAGGCACGACGAUGCUGGAAGGGAUGCGGCGGGUGAUUCCUCUGGUUAUCGUCGCGGUUCUUCAACACGCGUGUAGCGACAGCGCGAUUAGAACGAACGAAAAGAGGCACGGCAGCACGAACGAUUAUCAGAUGUGCCUCGAGAGCUUCGACAUCCACAAGGACAAGAUCAUCAGGACCCAGGACUCCCGUGACAUGGGUGCUAAAUACUUGAACGUGUUGGACGUCGACUCGAGGUUGGAUUGCCUCAAGUACUGCUGCGAGACUGAGCGGUGCGAUGUAUUCAUCUUCGAGGAGAAGAAGCCGAGCAGCUGUUAUCUUUUCCAGUGUGGUCCGCUGCACGAUUUCAAGUGCAAGUUCACGAGGCAUGCUAAUUAUACUAGUGCAGUACGCACCAGUUACCCCAUACAGAAUGUACAGGUGGAAGAAGAGGUCAGGAUAUCUCAGCAAGAACAUGAGUUGAAAUCUCUUAGAAAAAGUAAUGAGAUUACGCCAGAUUAUGGAUUCACUGAGACUCCUGCAAAAUCUAUAGUCACGCAAAUAUCAAAAGUAAUAUUAACUACACCGAUGCCAAUUAAACCAGGUUGCCAUAGAAAUCAGUACGAAUGUCGUUCAUCUGGAGACUGUAUAGCUAUAUACAAUGUUUGCGAUGGCAUACCACAGUGCGCAGAUGGUUCAGAUGAAGCGGCAGAUCUCGUAUGCCCUACAGAGAAACCAACAAUUCCCCCACUAAUCCAAAUACCAAAUCCGCCCGCUGAUAUUCUUCAGUAUCAGCAAAUAGUCAAUCAGCAUAAACCUGUUCCGCCAUAUUAUCCUGCCGUACCAGAAAUUAAUCCUAAAACUUGGGACAUAUCAAAUCUAGCUCAUCAAAUGUCACAGCCGCAAAACGUUCUAUAUCCUGGCCAAUCAGUGGAAGUGCCGCAGAUGCAGAUACAUAAGAAUUAUGGAUCAUCAGGAUACCAAUGGGAUUACCAACCUCUGUAUGAACAAAAUAAGGAUCCAUUUGUUCCUGCUAAUACUAUUCGCGAACAAAAUAUAAAUCCCUACGAACAACAACCACAUAUAUUUAACCACAAAGGUCCGAGCGUUAUAGGAAACAAUGAAGUAGAUAGAGGACUAUAUGUGGAUUCUAAGCAUCCGUAUCCAGCACAUUUUCCAUUGUUAAAUAAACCAAGUUGGCAAGAAAAUCCCGUGCAAUUUGCACCAUCUGUCGCACCCAGUUUUCAACAUAAACAGGCUACAGAUAACGCAGAAAGUCUUGCAAAAAUUACGACGACGCCCGCUUGUGAUACCUCGGAAGAACAUAAAAAUGAAUUGAUAAACGAGAAUAAAGAAUCAGUAAAACAAGAAGAAAAAACAAAUAUACAUCCAGUAUUGACACAUGUAAAAACAAAUAAACAAAUCACUGAAAAACCAACUCUACCGGCAAAUGUGAUUACCAAGCAUAAUCGAGCAAAAGAAUCGAAGGACUAUAAAACUGUAAUUGUAAUCGAAGAGCACGCAAAAGCACACGAGAGAACUGAUGUUAUCGCAGAACGUCUUCAAAUAAUUGAAAAUGAUGUUUUAAGACCCAAAGGUGCCGUGAUAUCAUUAUCGUUAGGACUUAUAGCGACCACAAUCACGGCUGCUUUAAUUGUUUGCCGAUUGCGAGUAGUAAAACGGCGUGGAAGAUGUGGACAUGGACCUUUUGCCCACGAUGCCGAUUAUCUGGUUAAUGGAAUGUAUUUAUAAAAUGUGACGGAGUUGCUUUAUAUUCAGAUUUAAUCGCAAUCUAGUCAUUUAAAUGUAUUCAUCGUAUUUUCAUACCAUGUUGUAUUUCCAUGAUUAAAUUAUUAAAAUGUCUAAAUAGAAUUAUAUCAUUGUCUAAAGAUAAAACUUUGUUAUGCUGUGCUUAUUCACGUAUAAAAUUGUAAGUUUUUUGCGAUAAUAGCAUUUUGAUAUAGAAGUGCAAGAAUAAUCAAUAAAUUAAUGAAUUAUUGUUA
Pogonomyrmex barbatus (red harvester ant) is the source of this 2331-nucleotide messenger RNA. RefSeq lists its product as uncharacterized. Gene Ontology annotation, molecular function: protein binding. The record is from RefSeq and is a predicted model, not a curated record. Lineage: Eukaryota; Metazoa; Arthropoda; Insecta; Hymenoptera; Formicidae.